Molecule: messenger RNA, 848 nt
Organism: Pogonomyrmex barbatus (red harvester ant)
Lineage: Eukaryota; Metazoa; Arthropoda; Insecta; Hymenoptera; Formicidae
Gene: DCTN6-p27
Product: dynactin subunit 6
Biological process (GO): mitotic spindle organization
Cellular component (GO): dynactin complex
Molecular function (GO): dynein complex binding
Source: RefSeq, a predicted model, not a curated record
AAUAUUCAAGUUAUCUCGCACGAUAGUAUCGAGAAUAAAUGAAGAACCUUUCGAUAAAUCGAUUUAUCUUACCUCGCGGCAUCAUACUCUGCAGUAAAGAGCUGUCAUCGAUUAAAUGGACGGGAAAACAAGUUCGAAUAGCUCCACAGCUUAUCGCCGUGCCAACUUAAAAAUUGCACCUGGCGCGGUAGUAUGUGAAGAAAGUAUUCUAAAAGGAGAUAUUUCUAUUGGUGCAAAAACUAUAAUCCAUCCUAGAGCAUGUAUUCUAGCAGAGGCUGGUCCAAUUAUUAUAGGAGAAGGCAAUAUAAUUGAAGAAAUGGCAACCAUAACUAACAGGUUACCACCCAAUGUUCCAGAACCUACAACAGUACCAGUGCAAAUAAUAGGAAAUUAUAAUGUAUUCGAGACUGAUUGUACCUGUGAGUCAUAUAAAGUUGGCGAUAAUAACAUCUUAGAAGCAAAAGCACAUGUUGGUCGAGAAAUUGAGUUAACUAAUGGAUGCGUUAUUGGCGCUGGCUGUUCUUUGACAGAACAAGAAACAGUACCGGAAAAUACAAUAGUAUAUGGGAGCCAAUGUCAUCGUAGAGAAAUGAAUGACAAGCCAUAUCCACAGAUUGGACAACUGGAUUUUUUGCUGAAAGUACUUCCAAACUACCAUCACUUUCGCAAAUCGAAUGUAAAUCCAAAAUCUGGAGGACCUAUAUAAAUAAUAUAUAAUAUAUAUAUACCUGCUAGAGUAAUAAAAAUGAUAAUGUGUUUAACUUUUGCACUAAUUAGUAUUUGUAUUGAACGAAUUUUAUGUUCACAAUUAUUCCAGCAAUCAGAUAUAUAUAUUUAUUUAUAAAUGU